Molecule: messenger RNA, 1704 nt
Organism: Penicillium cataractarum
Lineage: Eukaryota; Fungi; Ascomycota; Eurotiomycetes; Eurotiales; Aspergillaceae
Product: CocE/NonD family hydrolase
Exons: 6
Coding region: 1-1704 (567 amino acids)
Molecular function (GO): dipeptidyl-peptidase activity
Source: RefSeq, a predicted model, not a curated record
AUGGAGUCUACGGACGUUGAAAUACGCUGGCGUCCUCUCCCUCCUCCGGAAGAGUCUAAGGCAUACCCGGGAUUUCAUCCAUCGGUCACCCUGUUGCCAGUGGGCCAUAAGCGAAGAGAAAACUCUCGAGCCCUUCAUGAGCCUAUGGUUUUUGAGCGAGAUCAAACCCUCUGCCUUCGUGACGGAACUAAGAUAUACGCCGAUAUUUAUCGUCCCGUCAAUGAGACUGCUGUACCAGCUAUCAUGGUUUGGGGCCCCUAUGGGAAAUCGGGCAGUGGAAACUUGAAUCUCAGCUCUUUCCCGCUACGAGUUGGUAUAGCAGAAAACCGACUCUCCGGCUAUGAGAGUUUCGAGGGCCCUGACCCUGCUGAAUGGGUCCCACGUGGCUAUGCUAUUGUCAACGUGGAUGCCAGAGGCGCGAUGGACUCAGAAGGAUCCAUGAGAUUCUGGGGUUCCGGCGACGGGAAAGACGGAUACGACGCUAUUGAGGAGAUUGCAGCUCUACCAUGGUGCAAUGGCAAAGUAGCCAUGCUAGGAAACUCCUGGCUGGCCAUAUCGCAGUGGUUUAUUGCUGCUGAAAGACCGCCACAUCUGGCUUGUAUCGCUCCUCUUGAAGGCGUUAGUGAUCCGCUUCGGGAGCAGUUUCGUCGAGGGGGAAUUCCCGAGUUGCAAUUUUGGAACGCGUUAUCAGGUCUUCUGUGCGGCCGCAAUGAGGUGGAAGAUAUCGUGACAAUGGCGGAGGAGUCGGUCCUUACGAAUUCUUACUGGGAGGAUAAAAGAGCAAAACUGGACCAAAUUGAGGUCCCUGCCUACAUUUUGGCCAGCUAUUCAACUAUGCUUCACACUCUAGGAUCUUUCCGAGGAUAUGAAGAAAUUCCUCAUGAUAAGAAAUGGCUUGUGAUCCACGGCACCCAGGAAUGGUACGACUUGUACUCUCCGGAGAGAAUUCAGGAAUUAGCCGCUUUCUUUGACUGCUAUACUAAAGCCCAUAAUAAUUGGGAGAGUACACCGCGUGUGCGCGCUACUGUACUUCCAUUCAACCAGCCGGCACUGACUGAUAUUCCUUUCGAGGAACCUUUCUGGCCUCAUUGCCAGACUGAAGUCAAAAGAUUGUUUUUGAACUCAGAAGGCCGUUUGACAGAGGCUCAGCCCCAAGAGCCAGGUCAAUCGGUCUACCAAGCCGAUUUUGCGCCAAUUUGGCAAAGGGAUAACGACUCAGGAGAAAUACAGUUUUCAUUCACAUUCCCUCGGCGCACAACUAUUCUCGGCCCGUCGCGCGCUGUCAUUUAUGUUGAAACAAAGAACGGACCAGAUAUGGAUAUAUACGUGCAUCUAAGAAAAGCAGACCGGAAUGGAAAGCCUCUACAGCAUGUCAAUAUACCACUCCAUGAUUUGGGGGUCGCCUCUGCAGAAGAAGCUCCUUUGACAAAUCCAAUGAAGUAUUUUGGUCCACAUGGUAUCUUGAGGGCAUCUUACCGAGAUGUCGCGGAAGAACUAUCGAAACCCCACUGGAAAACGCUCUCGCAUAGGAAGCAGUUGCCGAUAAAGGUGGGAGAGCCAAUGCGAUUGGAGAUUGAGAUCUGGCCCACGGGCAUGUUGUUUGAACCGGGCGAACAACUGGUCAUGAAGGUCUCGGGCCAUUUCAUGGCACCUGCCGAGUUUGAAGCCCUGCAGGGAACUUUCCCUUAUCUGGCAGACAUCUGA